Messenger RNA from Eublepharis macularius, 3197 nucleotides. It is a transcript of the gene RELB, whose product is annotated as RELB proto-oncogene, NF-kB subunit. Gene Ontology annotation, biological process: innate immune response; cellular response to stress; response to cytokine. Lineage: Eukaryota; Metazoa; Chordata; Lepidosauria; Squamata; Eublepharidae. The transcript has 12 exons. The coding region runs from base 3 to 1847 and encodes 614 amino acids. Gene Ontology annotation, molecular function: DNA-binding transcription factor activity, RNA polymerase II-specific; RNA polymerase II cis-regulatory region sequence-specific DNA binding. The record is from RefSeq and is a predicted model, not a curated record. Gene Ontology annotation, cellular component: cytoplasm.
CUAUGCGGAGCCCCGCAGGGGAGCGGCGGACGGUGGAGCAGGAGCAGGGCGAGAUGCUGCCCCUCUCCAUGGGAGCAGCCCUUUCGGCAUCUGGCUUGUCUGUGAUGCAGCCGACUGCUGAGACCUCUGAUGAUUUAGCAAUCAUCGAAGAGUUAAUUAAGGAAGAUGGAUUUGUGCUGGAGCCAUCGUCGCGUCUGUCCAGGGACUCUGUUAACGGGCCGGCCAAGCUGAUCCCCCGGUGUUCUGGUUUAGCAUCACCAUCCGGGAUGCAGAGACCUGCUGAGCCAGCAGGGAUGAGCCUGGCGCAGCUUGGCUUGGAGCCCCUUGGGAACCCCUGCUCGGCAUCUCAGCUCUCCCAGAACCUUAAUAACUUGACGCUCACGCCGCAGUUGGUUGCCAGGGGGACGUCUCUCCCAUUGCUCCCUGGCAGAGGAUGCCCAAAGAUUUCCUGGCCCUCUUCCUCUUGUCCCACGAUGGACGACAUCGUCCUCACACCCCCUCAGCUGGUGAUCACGGAGCAGCCCAAGCAGCGAGGGAUGCGCUUUCGUUACCAAUGUGAAGGCAGGUCGGCGGGAAGCAUCUUGGGUGAAUGCAGCACGGAUACCAACAAAACAUUGCCAGCCAUUGAGUUGCAGAACUUCGAGGGGAACCCAGAAGUGAAGGUGACAGCGUGUUUGGUGUGGAAAGACUGGCCUCACCGGAUACACCCUCACAGCCUGGUGGGGAAGGACUGUCACGACGGGCUCUGCGAGGUGGUAAUGAAGCCCCGAAUUAACCCUAAGCACAGUUUUAACAACCUCGGGAUCCAGUGCGUGAAAAAGAAGGACAUCGAGGAUUCCAUAGAGAGAAAACUACAGCUUGGGAUUGACCCUUUUAAAGCGGGCUCUUUAAAGAACCACCAGGAGGUCGACAUGAACGUGGUCCGGAUCUGCUUUCAGGCUUCUUACCAGGACGUCACGGGAGAGACGAGGCAUCUCAGCCCUGUCCUUUCGGAGCCCAUCUUUGACAAGAAAUCCACGAACACGUCGGAGCUGAAAAUCUACCGGAUGAAUAAAGGCUAUGGCUCCUGCGCGGGUGGGGAAGAGCUCUAUUUACUGUGCGACAAAGUCCAGAAAGAAGACAUUUCCAUCGUCUUCCGGAAGGAUGCGUGGGAAGCCAAGGCUGAUUUUUCACAAGCCGAUGUUCACCGCCAGAUUGCCAUCGUCUUCAAGACACCACCCUACCAACAUUUGGACAUUGCAGAGCCGGUGGAGGUAGAGGUGUACCUGAGGCGCUUGACGGACAAUGUUUCCAGCGACCCUUUUAAUUUCCUCUACUGGCCCAAAGACAAUGAUACAUACCGAGUGAACAAGAAGAGAAAACAAGGCAUGCCCGAUGUCCUGGAGGAGCUCUCAGGCCCAGAUCCUCAUGGGAUUGAAGCAAAGAGGAAGAAGAAGAAGCCCGGCUACAUGGACCACUUCAACCUGACCCCGUCAACAGCUGGCUCCAUGACCCACGUGGAAGAUGGCAGUCUCCUGGCCAGCUUGGAGCACAUCAUGGUACCACAGGCCUUCGAGGACUACGGCCUGCUGCCCGACUUCUCUUCUUACAGCUGCCCCAGCUUGAGCGACGUUCUGCUCCCCGGCACUACAGACUUCUCUGCUCCUGCAGACCCCGAGUUCCUCCUAGACUCUUAUUCCCUCCAGUCCGGCAUCUCUGCCUCUCUCCUGCUCUCUAAGGAGACUGAUCCAGAUGGCAUGGCCAGUUUGGUGGGGAGCAGCUUGUUCCCCAGCCAGUACAAAGAGGCUGAAGCAAAAAUCGAAAAGGAGGCCAAGCUGACGGCGGCAGAUGCCUCAGCAACCCUGUGAAGGUUUGUGGCUUGCUGAAGCCUCGCCAGAAAGAGGCCUAGCUCUCCAUUUCGAACCUUGCCGGCCGCAGGGAGUCCCUCGGUGAAGAGACCGGGGAUGUGUUCCCUGCUGGCGAUCCGAAGGAAAGGAUUUUGAAAAGAAAAUUGCUGUGGUCUGUAGGAGGGAGCCGUGGGGCCUUUCCCUCGAGGAGACAGGCAAAUUACAAAUAGAAGGAAAAAUUGCACUACUAGUUGAGCGGGAGAAGAGAGGAGCACCCUAAGAUUGGACCCAGGGCCACCUCUGUUUGCUCGCCUGGUAUGUCUUCCUCAGUUUUCUCCAUCUGUAAAAUGGGGUUAGGGAAUAUUGCCUUGCUCCUUAUCAAGGUUGGGUGGGAUGCUGGGCAGAAAUGUAGACCUUAUGACCACUCUCGUGACUUCUACGAUAGGAGCAAAGGGUUCUCUCCACCGUAUCCACAUGAAGGCUUAAGCAGCAAUGCUGCUGAAUAUUUUGUAUUUCUGCCCCGGCUCAUCUUUAGAGCCAAGCGCAAAGGUGUGGCCCUGUGCCUUCUGAUUCAUGUUUCGGUUCUAUGAAUUUACUUCCCCUUAGCUUCCUGGAGGCACAAGGGAUACAAGACUGCCUCUGCUAGCUGUUGAUCCUUCUGUACUAGUACCAUCCACUCUGAUCGAAGGCCGGUGCCUCUUUCCAAGUCUUCAUAUCGGAGAUCUUUUUAAUGAGCGAUUGAGCCAGUGCUUGAGGUUUUUAAUCUUCAGUGAAUGUGAUUUUCUGCUCUAGUGCUAACUUUUGCUCCCGUGCUCUGUAUUAAGUCCCAGAAGGGGGCCUCUUGAGAGUGACAGAUUGUACCAUUUUAAAACACUUUGGGCAUGUGUGCUUGGGCAGAUCCCAUGUCACUGGCUCUGCUGUCUUGCGCAAAACAGGAAAAACGGCAUUAUGGGGGAGAAAGAAACGAGACGAUACCAUUUGGGGUGGUAGUGGGGUUACGUAUCCUUUCCCUAGAGGGACUCUGUUGACCCAACAGUCCUGUUUAGGUUACAGUCUGCUCCCAAGUGGCCUGAAGGCUGUGGCUCUCUAAAGUUCAUGGGGGAAAUGGACAUGCCCGUAGGAGAUGAAAUGAAACUUUGUACACAUUUCAAAUGUGAUGAGUUGGACACUGAAUUUAAAUGAGAGCUGCUGUAGCAUAGUAGUUAAGUGGUUGGGCUGUGUGUCAGCACUCUGCUGGUUCGAAUCCUUCUGCUGCCGUGAGCUUAGGUGGCCUUGGGUCAGCCACUCCUUUCAGCCCAGCUCCCCAGCUGCAUCGCGGAGACAGUAAUAACACCAGGGCUUUUUUUCAGCAGGAACGCAGGGGAACAGAGU